This is a messenger RNA of Helobdella robusta, 2619 nucleotides long. RefSeq lists its product as hypothetical. NCBI's taxonomy places the organism in Eukaryota, Metazoa, Annelida, Clitellata, Rhynchobdellida, Glossiphoniidae. The transcript has 9 exons. Bases 1 to 2619 code for a protein of 872 amino acids. The record is from RefSeq and is a predicted model, not a curated record. Gene Ontology annotation, biological process: mitotic cell cycle.
AUGGAUAACUGUGAAAAUGUAACCUCGGAGUCCGCCAAAACUCCAAAAACUUCUAAUUUAAUUCCGGACCAAGUGGUUAGUGAUGAAAGUUCACCGGCGUCGGCCAUUCCAACUUCAGAAAUUUUGAAAGGUGUUACUGCUUAUGUUGAUGUUCACGCAUUGAAGCACAACUACAGUUCGACAUUUGCUACAGAACUGAUUGAAUUGGGUGCAAAUGUAUCGAAACGAAUGACACCAGAUGUCACCCAUGUAGUUUUUAAAGAUGGCAGUCGAAGAACGGUGAAGGCCGCCAUGAGACGUAACCUUCCCUUAGUUAACACCGUUUGGGUCGACAACUGCAGGAAAAAGCAUCGCAGAGAGGAUGAGAUGUUGUACCUGGCAAGGAUUCCACCUAAGAAAGAUGACUGGCCAUACUGGCUUCGAUUGUUCAAGAGAUAUGGGAUAUUGCAGUAUCACAACAAACCACAAAAACCGGCCAGUGAAAGAAGGUACAGUCGAAGGAGGAGACUAAUGGAUGACGACGACGACGAUGACGUUGGCUCGACAGAUAGGAGAAAAAAUGGCGCCAACGACGACGAAUAUAAUGAAGAGGAUUUCAAGAAGUUCAUGGCAAAGUGGAAGAAGAUCAUCGGAGAGAGGAAGUACCUCUUCAGUAGCAGUUCUGAAGAGGAAGACGAUGACGCUGCUGCUGCUGCAGAUGAUGAUAAGUGUGAUGAAGGCUUUCAUAAGAUUAGUGACUCAUUUUUAAAGCAGAGCAACCCAAGCAGUGGCAAGGAUGGAGAUAGAAAGGAAGACGAUGUCUAUAACGAUGAUGAAGAUGAGGAUGGUGAGAAUGGCUGGAAAAAGUUAGGCAAAGAUAAAUUAUCAUGCAGGCUGUUUGGCUCUACCAGCAGCACACCAAACAACUACAAAAACAACAGCAACAGGCGCGAUAACAUCAACAAUGGUAACAUGAACAGCAGCAGCAAAGCAGCCGUUGCAUCCUCUUCGUCAACAUCCCUGAACCUUAGUAUAAGUCAAGAUGAUGAACUCUACUUUGCCCCUUUGUUACAGAGGUGUAAAGCUUUAAUGAAGAGAAAUAAAAAGAACAUGUCUAUGACAAAGAGCCUCAAUGCUACUUUGAAUACUACUGAUAUUGAUGAUAGUAUCAUUACAAAUGAUGUUGAUACAACUACUGCUACUGCUGCUGCUGCUGCUACAAAUCCAACAACGGCAACUACUCUCACACCACCACCAGCUAAAUUUAUAUCUCCUGUUAAGAUGGUUCAAGGAAAAUUAAACUUUAAAAAAAAUGGCGAGAAUAAUGUUACUACUACCAAUACAAAUAAUAAUGAUAAUAAUAAUAAUGAUAAUAAUAAUAAUAACUUCAAUAAUAAUGAUAAUAAUACUAAUAAGAAUAGUGAUAGUAACACUGACAAGGGUAGUAUGAUUUCAGAACAGGAUGCUAAUUGUUUAGGCAUUAUUGGUUAUAUUUUGAAAGCUAACGACGAUGUUAAAAGCAUUAGUAAUUGUGAUGCUAUCACUACUACUGCUACUGCUGCUACUACUGCUGCUACUACUACUUCUUCUGCUGCUGCUAUAUUUCCAAGUUUGCAAAACUUAAAAAUAAACUCUGAGCAGAAGAAACAAGAAGAAGUAGAUGGUUUGACGGUUUUAUCAAAUGAAAUAUUUACUGAUAACGACAACCGCUACUGUAACAUCAACAACCAUAGCACCAGCAACGAGAGUAUUAUUACUCAUGACAGUGACAACGUCAGCAAUGAAAGAUAUGAUGAAAGCAUAGAAUCAACUAAUGAAACAAUCACUCCAAAGAACAAUGAAUCAAGUAUACGUCAGAGCAACAAGCGGAAAUCAUCUGCGCCAAAAAAAUUUCAGGAUAAAAAAAUUAAAUUGGAUGAAGAUAACUAUGAAAAUUUUUUGGAUCUUUUGAAAGAAAAUUCCUAUAAUGAAUCUGAUGAAGUGAAUGCUGAACAUUUAACCAAUUACACUACACUGGCUUCAUCGUUGCCUAAACAUCAAACUAAUUUCAAUAUUGCGACUUCUCUUAUGCCCAGACAUCAAAUUAAUUUCGAUUCGGCGGGUUCUACGCUGCCUGAACAUAAAACUAAGUUCAAUUUGGCAGCUUCUACAAUGUCUAAACAUCAAGCUAAUUUUACAGCAGCAUCUUCAACCUUGCCUAAAAAACAUCAAUCUAAUCUCAAUGUUAACACUUCUGCUUCAUCUAACAAUCAAACUAAUUUAAAUUUAAAAUCUUAUGGUGCUUUAUCAGCUACUAAUAAUGAUGAAGAUGAUGAAGAUGCUGAUGAUGACGGGGAAGAUAAUGACGAUGAUAAUAAUUAUAACAACAACAAUAAUAAUAAUAAUAACAACAAUAUCAGCGUCAUUUCAAUAAGUGAUGAUGACAAUUGUGACGUUAAAAAUGUUUUAAUCGUCAACAACGGCAAUAGUUUUAUCGGUAGUAAUGCGUGUACUGGCACAAAUAAUAAGAAUAAUAAUAACUAUAAUAAUAAUAAUAAAAGAAAUAAUAAUAAUAAACUACGUCCGUCGGGUAUAUUAGCGGGAAAUUUAUUCCUGGCCGUCAUAGCUCUUAAAACGUCUGAAUUUAUGACAAGAAAUUGA